Molecule: messenger RNA, 978 nt
Organism: Aureobasidium namibiae CBS 147.97
Lineage: Eukaryota; Fungi; Ascomycota; Dothideomycetes; Dothideales; Saccotheciaceae
Product: alpha/beta-hydrolase
Exons: 1
Coding region: 1-978 (325 amino acids)
Molecular function (GO): hydrolase activity
Source: RefSeq, a predicted model, not a curated record
AUGUAUAGAGCACAGCCAUACCUACCAAUUAGCAUACUUCGAGACCUGACCAACAGUCCCGAAUCCAGUUUCCCGAAAGCCAAACGCUUCGCCAGCAGUAGAUCUGAGCUUUAUCAACAAGUAUCUGGAAACGAUUUCUCUGGCCAUUGGAUCUGCAAAGGCUGUCCGGGAAAGCCAACCAAAGCGUCCGCUGCCGACUUGGUAAUCUACUAUCUCCAUGGCGGAGCUUAUCAAAUCGGUCAUCCAGCGUCUGCAAUUGCACCAUUCUUACGCAUCGCCGAACUUGCAGACAAACAAGGAAUCUCAGUUGCUGUGUUUGCACUGGACUACUCUCUUGCUCCCGAAGCACAGUAUCCCACUCAAGUCAAUCAAGCGAGAGCUGCAUAUCGCUACUUGCUGAACGAUCAAAACGUCGAUCCUUCCAAGCUUGCCAUAGUCGGCGAUUCAGCAGGCGCGCAUCUAAUACUCAAUCUACUUUCUGUCUUGGCAGAUGAGAAGGCACUUUCAAAGCCCGGCGCUGGUGCAUUCCUGAUCGCUCCUUGGAUCGACAUACGCUGUGCGAAAGACGGCUCCUACGUUCGCAACAAGGACAACGAUUACUUACUCCGCGAUCGGCUCAUCAAGGCUGGUGAGCAAGUCAUGCCACGCAAACAUGACGCGACAGCAUCACACAUUAUCAACUUCUCUCUACCACGGCCAAAGCAGUCUUGGGCAGAUAUCCUACCCAGCAAAGUAUGGGUAGGUAUAGGAUCCAAUGAUGUACUUCUAGACGAUGCUGUGGCUUUUGUCAAGCAGGCAAAAGCUGAUGGGGUCGAUGUGGAGCUUGAUAUUGACGAGGGCAAAGUCCAUGAUUGGCAGAUUGUUGAGGAUAUCUUUGACACGGACAAUUAUUUUGCGACCAUUGGUGAGCUGCCAAAAGGGAUGAUGAAAGGCGCUGCGGAGAUUGCUAGGGCUAUCUUCUCGGAGGCGUCUCGUUGA